AUGUUGCUGGGUGGUGUCGUUCGCGCAGUUGGACCAGAUCAUGGGAUCCAGGAAGCCGGAGUUCUACAGCAUACAAAAGGCAAUGAGGUCGACGAACUUGUGGUGGUUGAGAUCAAGAAAUUUUUGGCGAAAACUCGUAUCACGGGAAGUAUUUCCUACGUCGCCACUGCCCCAUCACGCCCAACUCAACGAACACUCUCCCUCAACGCAUAUCUCGUGUUUUCGAUCGGAACAAUGCAUUUCCAUGACAGUGACCACCAAGGAGUUAACCCCACCCCACGGAAUGAACCUGCUCCAUCGCACUGGGCUGGUCCAACCUCAGCCUGUUCUUCCACUCUGCUGGACUGCUCUUCGCCGUCUAGAGAUGCAUUCGGCCCGACAUUCACCCUCGUCGAAGAUUCGUUGUCCACGAUAUCUGCUCGUGGACAUCGAACAAGACGAGAGUUUGCACCCAUCUUUCAUCCAACUUCAUCUCGGAAGGUGGGCGAAUGUCGGCGAACCAAGGGGCCCAAGCUGAUCCACCGUGCAAUUCGACACUUGACACGCGGAGCCAAAAAUGCCGUGAACUGCUACCAGAAAGACUGUCAACCGAGGCUCCUGCAUCCAGCAUGCACAUCCCGCACCUUCAUCUCCAGAAAAUUCUUGAAAGAUGUUCGUUGGUGUACGAACUCAGGGAAGAUGCGGGGUGCUGUAAAGUACUUAGCACUAGGCGCCUUCGGCGCCAGCAGAUUUCAUCCCCUUGUCGUGAACUUUUGUGAUGACCAGUGA
Messenger RNA from Laccaria bicolor S238N-H82, 768 nucleotides. RefSeq lists its product as uncharacterized. NCBI's taxonomy places the organism in Eukaryota, Fungi, Basidiomycota, Agaricomycetes, Agaricales, Hydnangiaceae. The record is from RefSeq and is a predicted model, not a curated record. The coding region runs from base 1 to 768 and encodes 255 amino acids. The transcript has 6 exons.